CUCUCAACGGUAGAUACGGCUGUACUUCUCACGGUGCAAAGUUACGGUUAGAGCCAGCAGCGAUACGUUGUAUAAUUGUGUAUUUUUUAAAAGACUAAAUGGCGUAGACAUGUCCGCUGUGACCUCCACCGAUAGAUUUUCCACAUGAGAGAAAACAGUUGUCUCUGUGGGGAUAGAGGAGCAGUUCGUCUCAGUCUUUUGGAUCAAGGUUCAUGUGUUUUUUUUCUUCGGAUUUCGGCAGUUUCACAGACGCUGGUGCUGCAGGAAUGAUGGAUAAGAGACAUGGUUGGCUGUGGAGUGCAGCAUGCAUGGAUUCUGCUCUCCAACACCAGGGCUGAGGAGCUACAGAGGAGUGCGGGGUCUCCCCAGCCCACACCUGACUGCACCGUCCUGGCCUCCAUCAGGCCUUCCUCGUCAUCUCAGCUGUCUUUCUUGCACUUAUCCUUAUCAACUUGACUCUCAGGCUAGGUGUAACUGACUUUUACUCAAAUUUAUGAAGUAAAUCAGGUUCCCAUAAAUAUUAUUUUAUGUCCUCCUGACUCCCAAACAUACCCAGCAACCAUGAGGUCCUCCAGGUUGAGCCUGCUGCUGGGCUGCGUGCUCCUCUGCUCCGCCUCCCUGCUCUACCUGGGCAUGAGCGGGAUAGAGUGCCCUCGAAAAAGCCAUCGGUACCGGUGGAUGGAGCUAAACCUGGGCUCAGCCAAUCAGAGCCUGUCUCUCACCGAACACUUUCCUGAAGACACCCCGCUGAUCUUCAUUGGAGGCUUUCCCAGGAGCGGCACCACGCUCAUGCGCGUCAUGCUGGAUGCCCACAAUUCCGUGCGGUGCGGGGAAGAGACCCGAGUGAUUCCUCGCCUCCUGGCUAUGCGGGCCACCUGGAGUCGCUCGGUUAAGGAAAGGAUACGAUUGGACGAGGCGGGUGUCACUGACCAGGUGUUGGAUUCAGCCGUGCGGGCGUUCCUGUUAGAGGUGAUAGUCGGCCACGGGGAGCCUGCACCUCGCCUUUGCAACAAGGACCCGUUCGCCCUGAAGUCUCUCUCAUACCUGGCGCGCAUCUUCCCUAAAGCCAAAUUUGUGCUCAUGCUACGAGACGGACGGGCGGCCGUCCACUCCAUGAUAUCACGAAAGGUGACCAUCUCUGGCUUCGACCUGAACAGCUACAGGGACUGUCUGACAAAGUGGAGCGGUGCGGUGGAGACCAUGUUCAGCCAGUGCCAGGCGGUCGGGAAGGACAGAUGCAUGCCUGUAAGCUACGAGCAGCUUGUCCUCCGCUCAGAGGAGGAAAUGAGGAAGUUGCUUCACUUCCUAGACCUGCAAUGGGAUCCGUCAGUGCUGCACCAUGAAGAGCUGAUAGGAAAGGCUGGUGGCGUGUCUCUGUCCAAGGUUGAGCGUUCGACAGACCAGGUGAUGAAGCCGGUGAACACAGACGCCCUCUCCAAGUGGGUGGGGCACAUUCCCUCCGACGUGAUGAGCGACAUGGCUGAAAUCGCCCCCAUGCUGGCUCGUCUGGGCUACGACCCUCACGCCAACCCCCCCAACUACACCAGACCCGAGCCCAUGGCGUCCCCGUUCAGCUACUCACAGAGUCUGAAAACAGCAGAAACUCCACACCCCAGUUAAGCGAAAGAGGGAAAUGCUGUAAGCCCGGCUUCGCUGUUCCACGAUAUGGAUGCACUUUAAACACAGACCAGCUCAGCAGUAAUUACACCUCACAGGAACAAUUUUAAAGUGUCCCAUGUGUAUUUUUGAAUUGUUUGUAAAACUUGACUACGGUGUCUGUACACGGUGGAGUGUUUAAAAUACGGAUUCAUCAAGUGGUUUGGGGUGUAAAUCUCCGCUCUUGCACCAUAUGUGGACUACCUGAGGUUUGCUGCUUCUCACUCUCCAACGUGUCCUCCACGAUGAACACAGUAUUACACUGCAUUUUGACGCAUCCUCACACCUUGUACCUGAAAUUAUUUCAACAUGUUUGUAAGUUGUUAUGACUUCACCACAAAUGUGAAUGUGUCUCUACACAAAUCUUUCACUUACUGAGACUUCAGUCAGUGUCCAUGAAGCAUAAUGACUGUAUAUUUUUAAAAGACGUAUGUUUAUUUUCUUAAUAAAUUAUUUUGGUGUUGACCAUUCAUUCAGGAAUUUGAAAGUUGUUUAUUUUGAAUUGGGGAUUUUUAAUUGUUGUAUAUUGUUGAACAUGAAU
Seriola dumerili (greater amberjack) is the source of this 2197-nucleotide messenger RNA. Its product is annotated as tyrosylprotein sulfotransferase 1. The record is from RefSeq and is a predicted model, not a curated record. Gene Ontology annotation, molecular function: protein-tyrosine sulfotransferase activity. The transcript is spliced from 6 exons. Gene Ontology annotation, cellular component: Golgi apparatus. Bases 562 to 1620 code for a protein of 352 amino acids. Lineage: Eukaryota; Metazoa; Chordata; Actinopteri; Carangiformes; Carangidae. Gene Ontology annotation, biological process: peptidyl-tyrosine sulfation.